Pomacea canaliculata is the source of this 3722-nucleotide messenger RNA. Its product is annotated as dynamin-1-like protein. The transcript is spliced from 16 exons. Gene Ontology annotation, biological process: mitochondrial fission. Bases 101 to 2236 code for a protein of 711 amino acids. Gene Ontology annotation, cellular component: membrane; microtubule; cytoplasm. Gene Ontology annotation, molecular function: GTP binding; GTPase activity; microtubule binding. NCBI's taxonomy places the organism in Eukaryota, Metazoa, Mollusca, Gastropoda, Architaenioglossa, Ampullariidae. The record is from RefSeq and is a predicted model, not a curated record.
CGGUCUAUAUGAAGAUUGUACUCCGUUUGAGUCCAGUUGACUAGAUGUGUAUAGACCUCUAACCUUUCUCGGUCAUUGUAAAGCCAGGUGAGACGUGAACAUGGAAGGGCUGAUUCCUGUGAUAAAUAAGCUUCAGGAUGUAUUCAACACUGUGGGAGCAGAAGCAAUACAGCUUCCCCAAAUCGUUGUCAUAGGAAAUCAGAGUUCAGGCAAGAGUUCUGUAAUUGAGAGUCUGGUAGGAAAAGACUUCUUGCCCAGAGGGACAGGUAUUGUGACACGACGGCCAACCAUUCUGCAGCUCGUGUAUGUUCGCAAAGAAGACAGAGAGUCACACACGCAGGAUGGCAAGUUUAUUCCUGCUGAGGAGUGGGCUAAAUUUCUUCACACAAAAGAGAAAGUUUAUUCUGAUUUUGAGGAAGUACGACGAGAGAUUGAACGCGAGACAGAACGCAUGUCAGGAACAAACAAGGGUAUAUGCCUAGAACCAAUCAACAUCAAAAUAUUCUCUCCCCAUGUUGUGAAUUUGACAUUGAUUGAUCUACCUGGUAUGACCAAAGUUCCGGUAGGUGACCAGCCUCCUGAUAUUGAGAUGCAGAUUCGUGACCUCUGCUUUUAUUAUAUCACAAACCCUAACUCCGUCAUACUGGCAGUCACUGCUGCCAACACAGACUUUGCAACAUCUGAGGCCCUUAAGCUGGCUCGAGAAGUGGACCCUGAUGGCCGCCGUACAUUAGCUGUUAUCACAAAGCUGGACCUCAUGGAUGCUGGCACAGAUGCUAUGGAGGUUUUGUGUGGCCGAGUUAUCCCAGUCAAACUUGGCAUUAUAGGUGUUGUUAAUCGCAGCCAAGCUGAUAUAAAUAACAAGAAGGAAAUGGCAGAUGCCCAUAGAGAUGAAGCCUCUUUUUUGCAGAAAAAAUACCCUUCCAUUGCUAGCAGAAAUGGCACACCCUAUCUAGCAAAGACACUAAACAGACUGCUGAUGCACCACAUCCGAGACUGCCUACCAGAACUGAAAACACGUAUUAACGUCCUCAUCGCUCAGUUCCAGUCACUUCUUAGCUCUUUUGGAGAACCAGUUGAUGAUAAGGCACAGCUACUUCUUCAAAUCAUCACUAAGUUUGCUUCUGCAUAUUGUAGCACAAUUGAAGGAACAUCCAAGAAUAUUGAAACUACAGAAUUAUGUGGAGGUGCCAGAAUCUGUUACAUUUUCCAUGAAACCUUUGGCCGCACUCUGGAAAGUAUUGAUCCUCUGGGAGGACUGUCCACCCGGGAUGUUUUGACUGCCAUUAGAAAUGCAACUGGUCCCCGGCCUUCCUUAUUUGUACCUGAAGUAUCUUUUGAGUUGCUGGUGAAACGGCAAAUCAGGCGCCUGGAAGAGCCAAGCUUGCGGUGCGUUGAACUUGUUCAUGAGGAAAUGCAACGCAUGAUCCAACACUGUGGCACACAGCAAGAGAUGUUGAGAUUUCCCAAGCUUCAUGAGAAGAUUGUAGACGUGGUGACAAACUUGCUGAGAAAGAGACUUCCACCUACAAAUACUAUGGUGGAGAACUUGGUAGCAGUGGAACUAGCCUACAUCAACACCAAACACCCAGACUUCACUGAGGCUCAUUUGGCGCACAGGUCCCUCACUGAGGGAGGUUCAGGUGAGCCAAGGCAACUGACCACAACAGGUUCAAAUCUCACCAAGACCUUUCUGGAGCGUCAAAAUGAGGAAACAAAGUCUUCAGCACCAGAACUGAAUGGAGGCCCAUGGAAAAUCUCAAAUUUUAUUAGAGGCAGCAAGCUAGAGAUGAAUGCUGACAAAGGAUCUGAGCAAGGGACAUCAUCACUACCUAGCAGUGGGCCAAACAGUGCUGUCCCUUCACCUUCCCAUUCCAGAAAAGGGGGCAUAAAUCUUUUACCUGAAGUACCUGAGCAGCCUGUGAUGAAACUCUCAGCCAGGGAACAAAGGGACUGUGAAGUCAUUGAGCGUCUGAUACGUUCCUACUUCAUGAUUGUGCGAAAGAACAUACAGGACAGUACGCCGAAAGCCAUCAUGCAUUUCUUAGUCAACUACAUCAAGGACAACCUGCAGAGUGAGCUUGUCAGUCAGCUGUAUAAGAGAGAAGAGAUUGAAACCUUGUUGGAGGAAUCCGAGCACAUUGCUGCCCGCCGCAAAGAGGCUUCAGAGAUGCUACAGGCUUUGCAAAGAGCUAGCCAGAUCAUUGGUGAGAUACGUGAAACCCACUUAUGGUGAUCUUGUAGUCUCACUAGCUGCAAAUGUCAGCCAACCAGAACUGUGGACUGGUGCAAUCAGUUGAUGUGAAGACAAAAGGUGGUGCUGGGCAUGAAGGACAAUACAGAGGGAAGAGCAGGACUGUUCUCCUCUCUCACAAUUUUUGUCACAGAGACUGAGGAUGUGUAGUGCACAGUGUGCUAUCUACCGCAUCUCUACAGGUUUGAUAAAAAAUAUUUCACAUCUGCCAGGCAUGCCUAUUCCAGGCAUAAAAUGACCUUUAGCUUUUGUAGUUCUUUUACUUAAACACAAUGUCCCAUUGUACCAGAUGUCUUACCUGCAAGAAGGUGUGAUCUUUAAAACUGUCAAAAUUUUUCACACGUUUCCCUUUUUUUGCAGUAAGAACAGUAAAUAGCUGUACUUUAGUCAAGGGUCUUCUCAACAUUUCAUCACUGAUGUAUUGUGUGCUGUAGUUCAUAAAUAAGCAAGAUACAAUGAGGAGACAUUAAUGUCAAGCAAAUCCCUAAAGACAAAUAUAUUUGAUAUAUAUAUGACUGUAUGUAUAUAUAUAGUUGUUGAGUGACAGUAGAAGAAUGUGCACACUGCUCAGUGCUGUCAGUCAGAGAGCAGCUCUUGCUCACUCACUUUGAUUAUUAGAAGCAUCAAAUGUCAGCAUGGAAGCAAGAAGACUUGAGCUGUCCUUGGUGAUGCUGACAGAUGCAAUGUCAAGAAUGAAAUUUCAGUGGAAUGAAGGAUAUAACAAUGCCAGAUUAGUGGAGAUUAUGAGCAAGAAUAGGCCUUGUCUACAUUCUGUGAAUGCUGCCCUAGUUCCACAUAGCUUGCUGCUGGUUCCUCCAGCUGACAUCUCUGUAAGCAGCUAUGGAGUGAUAGCCAACAGUGUCAUCACAGGAGCAGCAGGCACAUCUCCAGACUAACAGUGGGACUGAUGUUCUGACAGAGCUUUUUAGAUGACUCCACUCAUUGCAGUCCAAGCAGAAUUUGUUGGUGACUUUCAACCUGUGAAAACAUCCACUGGCAGUGCAGAACUGAUCAACUUGAAGACAUCAAGGGUAGAUUUUCCAUCAUGGACUAGUCAUGACAAGCAGAUGCCUGUUGAUGUACUUACAUAUUUCCUUCUUGUCUUAAAUCUUUAGACUUAUUUGCUUAAUUUAUUUAAGCUGAUAAGUAUUGUGAUAGCUGUUGGACUUCUGUGUAGACUAAUAACUGAUGAAAUAGACCCUAAAAGUUUGGGACUUCUUUCCACUCAAAAUGAUGUCAUUAUAAUGAUUGAAUAUAAUUUGUAUUUAUGCAAUGUAUGUCAUCAUGAACAUUUUUGCUAGAAACGUUCUUGUUUUGCAAAGGGAAGAUUUUUGUCUGAUUUAAAUGAUUAUGUGUGUUCAUAGGUUGCCUGAAAAAUAUUUGUAUUUCAAAUGGACUGUAAUAUAUUCAUGAUAUUGACUUCCACUAGUCUUUGUGACAAUUAAAAAAAAAGACUUCUAGAAACGUC